Messenger RNA from Frieseomelitta varia, 5193 nucleotides. RefSeq lists its product as uncharacterized. Gene Ontology annotation, molecular function: protein binding. The transcript has 9 exons. Lineage: Eukaryota; Metazoa; Arthropoda; Insecta; Hymenoptera; Apidae. The record is from RefSeq and is a predicted model, not a curated record. Bases 2093 to 4876 code for a protein of 927 amino acids.
GAGGGAUGAUCGAAGAGGAGCCGUGUUACAGUCAGUCGGCGGUGAGACUCCGCGUCAAACGUCUCGUUGUUGCGAUCGUUUUCCUAUCCUUCGUGCAUCGAUCUCCGCGAUUUUCUGCUCGUUUGUCACGUGUGUGUUGUACAUAGGUCACUUGGAUCACGACGAGGGAACACAGGGCAGAGCUCCUCGAGUGGAAUGCAAUCGUGCAAACGACGGCUAGAAGUGUAAUUCUUUUUGAAGACAAGCUUGCGCUUGAUCGUAAUUAGGAUUGCUUGCAAAUAUUGCAUAUUGGGUAGAAGGACACGUGAUUGUACGAUUGUAGGAUAUAAUUUUUACGAUCGUUUUACGGAGCAGAGGUGGGCUUUCUUAUUACAUAUUGUUCAACGAUUCGGUCGGAGCAGAGACCGGUGCACGGCCGCGACAAAAAUAUCCACGAAAAAUCUCGGCAGACGGCCAAACGGCCUCGAAAGAUCACCACAGUUCGAGGGACGGAUUUGAUAAGACAAUUUAAAAGAACUUUCGAGUUCUCUGUACAUUUGGUCUUACCGAGGUUACGUACGAGGCUCCCUCCAGGGAAUAUUUCGCCGUUCGCGAUUAAACAAAUGUCACAGCAACAACCAAAGUAACAGUCUGAAAAUUUUGAAUAAUUUACUUUUAUUUUCGAUUUUGAUUAACUUCAUUCAAUUUUCGAUUUUUGGAAUUAUGUUGUUAGACCGUAAUCAUCAAUCACGAAGAUUGACGGACCAAAAUCUCUGUAAAAAAAGUCAUGCACGAGAAGUACUCGUUUUUACGAAGUGGCUGUUCACGUGGCCAUGCAUAUUCAGUCUGCCAAGGGAAAAACAAACGAAUGAAAAGUUUAUACUGGAGCCCGCAGGAAAAGCGACACCGCGAUUUUUACCGCGGUGUGCUUUCUCUUUCCCUUGUUCCCUCACUGCUCGUGCCGACAAUUAAACGAGCGUUUUUAUUUCGUCGCCGGAAAGGAGAUUAACAACCAGAGUAAACAGUUUACCGUGAAACGAAGUGCCGAAGCCAUAGGGAAUCAUGAUUUCACUGAAAAUUCCUACAGGACUUAAACUCUCGCAUUAACGUGUCACGCGGAAAACAAGCUCGCGCUUCGUAAAUUCUGACGGUACGAUUUUUCCACCGACGUUUAAAAUUAUUCUAUGAACGAGAAAACACUCGAAUCUUCGUUAGGCUAUGAAGCGUAUUCUCGCUAACGACAUAAAAAAAUCAUCAAGCCUUGAAAGAAAGAGGCACACGCGUGAAACUCGGUCGAAUCAAAGAAGGGAUUCAUUCGCGGAUUGUCGAAGAACAGGCUUAUCGGUCUUCAGUUUUACCUUUCAAUUUUUCGAUACGAUAUCUCUCCACGAGGAAUAUUCGAUCGCAGGUCACGCCAGCGACGAAGUGAUGCCUAUUUUGUUUCUUUCUCGACUUGCUUCUUGUAAAAGUACUAUUACUCGCAACGCGAUCUCUAUUCGCUUAACCGUUCUUGUUUCGUUUAUGCGCUCCUAUCGGAUUUAAUCCGUUAAACAUUUUACUACUCUGUUCGUCUGUUCUUUUUAUUUCCGUGUAUGUAUCGUUCGGGUCUUAAAAAAUACUCGCCACGUUCAAAUAACUAAAUCACGGUCAAAAUGUACGCAAACGUAACCGCGUCGAUUCGACACAGUAAUCGCACAGGGGAUUCGCGAGAGAUGUAACACCGGCAAAUCCUCGCGAUCAAGCGCAGCUCGUCGCCAAUUUGCACGCUGAAUCGGCCACUGAUAUUUCAGCCGUCACUACAUUUGGUCGCGCGCCGGAUGAAAUGCUGAGCCGAAGGGUAACAACGGUGUAAAUGCGUGUGUGAUUCGCGAGUGAGGUUGAGUGAGAGAGAACAACAACAAGCAACGAACAACAAACGAGAUCGUGGCCGUGUAGAAGUCGUUGUGAUUCGCGUGCGUGCUCGCAAUACCGUAGUGUAAGAUAAAGAAAACACGAUAAAGAAAAGAACCAAAGGUUUUUGGUGAAUGUGGAUCGUGUGUGCGUCGGCGGAAAGCGUCGAGCGAGAUCGUGAAGCAACAACGAAUCCGUAGAAGCUGGGAGAAACGUUAAAUGAAUGUUGUUGCAAAGGGUGGCUGUGAUUGUGAGAGUCGAUACGGUGCACGGCGGAAUCGGCCGAUUUCAAUUCAUAAAUGCGCCAGAGCAGGAGCCCACAAUGGUGGCUCGGCUCCCGCAACAAGUUCUACUGCUGCUCGUACUCGUGACUGGGACGGCCGCGGAAGCCAUACGCGAGACGAAAGAGUCACUGUGGAGUACAUACGACACGAGAAGAAGCGGGCGAACCUUUGCCUGGUCCACCAGUACCACGGAGCGUACCACGGGAGAAACCAAAUCUAUCGGAAAGUUUCGUCAGACAACUUCCUGGCACGCGGACAGCUCGAAUUCCCGGGAACGAGUCACGCUGGAAUUGCUAAAGCCGGCCAGCGAGAGCCCGGAUGACGAUGAAGAGGAGGAAAAGAAGAUCGAAAUUCACAGGAAUGUCGAGACGAUAUAUGAGACGGGGAAGAAUGACGCGAGAAAAGUGAAAAUCUCGGGUCAAAACUCGACCGUGUCCUCCAUGAGUACGGGUGACACGAUGCAGAAGAUAAAUCUAUCUACCUCACGGACGUUCAUCCAGUCGAUGCCGAAACGAUCGGGCUUUGACGUGAACAUCGUCACCCCGGCAACUUUUGACAACAUAGUGGCGACGCAAGGGGUCAAGUCACCCAAUUUUUGGAAAAAUCGGAGAAACGCCAGCACAACGCCGACCACGUUCGUUGCGAACAACGUUAUACGUCGUCAAAUGAGGCACGUACCGGACGCGUGCGAGAAAUUCAGCGUUGGCGACGAGGUUAAACAAGAAUUUUAUAGUCCCAACUACCCGGAAAAUUAUCCAAAUCUCACGGAAUGCGUCAAGGUUUUGGAAGCUAAGGAGGGCAUGCUGUUGAAGCUCGACUUUCGAGACGAGUUCAAGCUCGAGGAGAGCGCCGACUGCCGUUACGAUUUCCUUGAGGUACGUGACGGUCAGCACGGCUACUCCAAUCUCCUUGGUAACUUCUGUGGCACGAAUUUCCCCCCAGAGAUCACGUCGAAGACGAGAUAUCUCUGGUUGCGGUUCCACAGUGACGAUAGCAUCGAGGGCAAGGGCUUCAAGGCCGUCUGGAGUAUGAUACCAAGACCAACCUAUCCGGGAGUACCACCAGAACCAGAGCCAUGCGUAAGAUACGUGAAUGGCGUGCAGGCAAUUAUUAGCAGCAACGACGUGCAAGACAGGAAGACUCUUGCCGAGAAGGAAGGUAUCCCUUUGGACUGCAUGUGGAACAUCACCGUUGAGGAAGGAUGGAAGAUUCAGCUGACGUUCUCGGAUCCUUUCAAACUGCAACGACCAAACGAGUGCGACGCCAACUUCGUGGACAUAUUCAAAGAACGCACUGACAUGUCCUCGAGAGAGAAGAAUUUCUGCGGUAGCAUCGCCGACACCGUUCUCGUCGGGACCAAUACCGCCUUUGUCAGGUUUUACGCAGAACCCAAAGCGUUGAACAGCAGCUUUGAGGCCGUCAUGACAGCGCUCAGAGACAGAGAUCCGGGAGACAAACCUUGCCUCGAUAGUGAAUUUUACUGCGAGGACGCAACGUGUAUCGCCGCUGAAUUGCAAUGUAACGGGAGGAUCAAUUGUCGUUUCCGGUGGGACGAAGAAGACCAAUCAUGCAACAAAAAAAAAUCUCGGUUGAUUGACUCACAGCAUAUCGUUAUAAUUCUCAUCGUUUUCUCGCUGAUCAUGUUUGGCAUGAGUUUCGCCUUCGUUUUCAACUGCGUGAGGAAGCUGAUUCGAGAUCAUCGAAUCAUUCGGGAACACAUUAGACAAUCCAGAGAAAAUCGAUUAGAUGAACUCGGUCGUAAGACAACACCCUGCCCAAUCACAUCCUCCAGAACGGAUAUCAGGGACCGAGGGAGCGACUCGCCGAGCCUGGAAGUGAUUCCCAGUAAAGAACUUCUACCACCCACAACGCUAAUAGCACAGGACUAUACGAAGGAUCUCGUAUUGGAGAUGGCUUACAAUACAAGAGACAUGAACGACAUUCACCAAAGUAACAAUGUUAGUAAUGCCACCCAGGAACGUCUACAGGAGUCCAGCGAGGAGCCCGAAAUGCGCGACAAUUCUUGUCAAACACGAGAAAGCCUUUUUGAGCCUCGAAUCUCGGACAAUGCAAUGCCCGUGGGGUUCACGACGUUUGGUGUUCGUGCUCCGGGCUCUCAAAACGGGACCAAUCAUCUCCAUCAUCAUCGUCAUCAGUACCUUCAUCAUCAAAGUCCGCCGCAAUCGCGCCAAAGCUCUCAGCCUUCACAGCACAGCGUGCAGCAGUCUUCCGAGCAUGGCUCCCAGCAGCCAGGCUCUCAAUGUUCUGGUUGUAGUCCAGCAUCGAGAGGUCGAGACGGCAGUAUGGGCGUUUGCCCGAAGCACAACCCAAUUCCAGCCCCGCCCGGUUGGUCGACUCGCGAGUCAAGUUAUCCGUUACCUUCGCGUCAAGGUUCUCCCUACCAUGAACCUCCGGAUUAUCCGUCGUAUCAAAGGUUUCAAAGUCCAAAGUCAAACAGAGAAAACAGUGUCUAUCGUCAGUCGCCGAAAUUAUUGCGGCAAGGUACAUCUGGCUCCGGGGAGAGGUACGGCAGUUCCGUGUAUGGAUCUGGACACGGAUCCAGCAACGCAUCGAGCGCUCAACACUCUGGCACGCCCAAGUGCCCUCAGCAAACGACAUCUGACCCCAGGUACAGAGCAGAAGCGGUGAUAGAGAUAGAUCAGAGGCGACCUUUCAGUAUAGAGAGCACAAAGAGCGCGCCGGACGUGAUCGCAACGCACUGACGCCGGGGUUCAGGGGAUUGGGAGCCCUACAAGAGACGCCAUCCCCGUCAAACUGUCACUGAUCUUCAGUUGCCUAGUCGGAACGAUGGUAACAAAGUCACUGUAGCGACACAAAGCUCCUUGGACGACGAUGCCUCGACCAGUUCGACGAUAGAGGCGAAUUCGUCCUCCUGAUCCACGCACGUCGACGCGAUCGAUCGGCCUAGUCAAUCGGUCCGUACCGUCCUGGAAUUCUUACGAAAUUCUGAAACAUCAAGGUCUCAUGGAAUGGGAAAGCAGAUUGACGUCCCGUUACCGAAAUCGGUGGAAAUCGCCAA